GAGCGAGCUAUGUACUCGGCAUAAUUGGCUACCUUGGAGCCAGAACAGCUCCUUGCAACCGUAUGGGGACGAACCAUCCCCACAUUCACUUUGCAUGAGCAAUGACACAAAGUUGGGAACGCAUGGAGCGACUUGCAUUGCACAAGAAAUAUCCAUCCCCACAAAGGAACCACAAAAAGAGACAAAUCCAGAUCCGCUGAACCACACAGAUGUCCACCGAGGAUCGGGUUGCGUGUCUAAGUAAGUGGGAUUGUAGAGAGUAUACUACGUGGAGAAUACCACUAUUGAAAUUGGACCUAUACUUGGAAAGUUAAAAUUCGCUACUAGUAAUCUAGCUAUCGUAGUCUAGAGCACAACCAAUGUUCAAUCAAAUUGUACUUGUAGCUAUCUAGCUAGCUAGCAUGUAGUAAUAUAAUUCAUUUCCUUGCUACUCACUUGAAAAAGGCUACAAUAUCUCCAAGCUUGGCCAUCCCCAUGACGGCCGUAAAGACUGCCAACCACAAUACCACACCAUGGAGCUUCUCUGCAAGAGACAGUGUGCGCCAGUCGAGUCCAGGCGAAAAUUCAAGUUCAGGCCCCAUCCUUACUGGAGUUCUCAAAAGAUUCUCAUAUCUUGCGUCACUGAUUGCAUGGUGUCAGUCUCAUUGGCGUUGCGUCAUUUCUCUACAUUUGGAUCUUUGAUGAGAAUCGAAGACUGAGUUGGUUUCUUUGGCAGUCUCAUUUUUUUGCAUUUUUAGUGUUUUUCAGCACCAUGGCGACGGAGAAGCGCGAACUGAAGCAACACGGAGUCAAGGGAGUGUACUACGGUGGAAGCUGGUUGGACAUAGAAGACUGUGACAAGACCUUUUCCAAUCCUACAGAGAAUUGCUCUACUUGCAACCACAAGACUACCUGUCCUCGCAGUCGGAGCCGCAAUGCGUCCUUGGACAAGACGGACUACCUUUACGAUAUUUGCAUCGUGGGAGCUGGCUGCAUUGGUGCUGCUGUUGCCAGGGAAUUGAGCAAGUAUCAAGUCAGCGUACUUUGGGUAGAAGCUGCAGAUGAUGUAUCCCAAGGCGCCACCAAAGGAAACUCUGGAAUUGUGCAUGCAGGUUAUGACGACAAACCCGGAAGCAACCACGCAAAAUUCUGUUGGCCCGGAAACCAAAUGUUUCCCGCCUUGGAUAAGGAGUUGAGAUUCGGGUACCAACUCAAUGGAUCACUCGUAUUGGCAUACAGUGAAGAGGACAAGAAGCAUUUGGAGGAACUCAAACAGCGUGGAGAAACCAACGGGGUCCAGAAUCUACGUAUCAUUGAUCAGAAAGAGUUGCGAGAGCGAGAACCAUACGUCAAUCCAGAAGCUAUCGCUGCCCUCUACUCUCCCGAUGCCGGAAAUGUCAUUCCCUAUGAAUUCACCAUUGCCUUGGCAGAAAACGCCGUCGAUAAUGGUGUCGAGUUGAGAAUUCGUAGACAAGUCAAUGCCAUUGAAAAAACAAACGACAAUUGUCUCAAAAUCACACUCGAUCACUGGGAACCAAAGGAAUACGUCGACACGACGACGCAACAAUCCAAUACCAAUGCCAAACUCAUUCUCAUUUUCAUCUUUCUGGCCAUUGCCGUGCAAAAAAUGUCCACCCAUCCCUUUUUUUACUCGGGACUCAUUGACGAUGUAAACAUGCUGUGGACGGACACCAAAACCUACUACUGCAUCUUUACGGGAAUUGUGUUGCCAGUGAUUGUCUUGUUGGCGCCGCUACCAGGUGGCGGUGCAUCAGCCGUAAAAAAUGUAAUCCAGACGGCCAAUGCCAUUCUCAAUCAGACGAUGGGUGCGGCGGGAAGUGGCACCAACGUUGCGACAGACAGCAUGUUGGUCGGUGGCAGCGGUUCCAAAAACAUUAUGGGUGGUGUCUCGGUCGGACAAGAAAUCAUCACGGCCAAGUAUGUUAUCAAUUGUGCUGGUGGAUUUAGUGACGAGAUUGCCAAAAUGGUCGGCGACGAGUCAUUUCAAAUCAAACCCCGAUUGGGCGAUUACUUGCUGCUCAAUCGCAACCAGGGAUAUCUGGCAUCCCACACGCUCUUUCCUUGUCCCGAUCCCGUUUUGGGGAAGGGUGUCCUGGUUCAAACCACCUUGUGGGGCAAUCUCAUUUUGGGUCCUACUGCUCGAGACAUGUACAAACCAGAAGCACGCGACAUGUCACCGUCAUCCGUCCAGGAAUACAUCUUGUCCAAAUGCAAACGAUUGGUCCCAUCGUUCGACCCCAAGGAAACCUUUCAUGCAUUUGCCGGGGCUCGCGCCAAGAGUUCUCGUGGAGAUUGGAUCAUUGAAGUUUGUCAAACAUGUCCCCAAAUGAUACACGUCGCUGGCAUUGACAGUCCUGGGUUGGCUGGUAGUCCCGCCAUUGCCCUCGAGGUGGUGCGAUUGUUGCAGGAAGAAGCCGGUUUCAAGGACAUGGCCAAGAAUCCCAAUUUUCAACCCAAUCGAGCACCGAUCAUUACUCCCAAGAGUGGUAUGCGCGGUUUGAAAAUGGGACCCAUUGGCAAGAACGAUGUGGCCGAUCCCCAGAGUUUGAGCGAAAGCGAACGGGAAAAGAAAAUGGCGGCCAAUGUGAUUUGCAAAUGCGAAAAGGUGACCGAACUGGAGGUUGUCCGUGCCAUGCAACGUUCUCUCCCCAUUGACUCCUCGCAAGGAAUUCGGAAACGGACCCGUGCCGGUAUGGGGCAUUGCCAAGGCGAUCCCGAGAACUACGGUUGUGAAGCCCGUGUUCGUGCUAUCAUUGCCCGCGAGAAUGGUGUCCCCGUAGAAGAAGUGGGUGGACGUCCUUGGCCUGCGACCAGUACCUUGACGCAACGAUGGAUCGACGAUGGCGAAAAGUCGGAUUUGGAAAAGCGAAUGGAGGGCUAGUACUUAUACUGGUAUUCGUUCGAAGCUUUGGGCCGAUGGCAAUGGCACGCAGUCGAAAGAGAACGUCUUAUACAACGGCUGGGCACAUCUAUGCAAUGUCUGGCCAAUCAAUCAAUCAACCUAGAACAAUCAUCGAAACAAGGACACAAACAUAGCAGCUCCUACAGUCCACAUGACGUUGUAUUAUAGUUAUAGUCGUCCGUUCUUGAAAACAGACUAGCUAGGCACGCAAAGGACUUCGCGGUUGGCAGUGGC
Molecule: messenger RNA, 3136 nt
Organism: Seminavis robusta
Lineage: Eukaryota; Bacillariophyta; Bacillariophyceae; Naviculales; Naviculaceae
Source: the annotation of a GenBank genome assembly